This is a messenger RNA of Aedes albopictus (Asian tiger mosquito), 3160 nucleotides long. RefSeq lists its product as uncharacterized. The coding region runs from base 7 to 2985 and encodes 992 amino acids. Gene Ontology annotation, molecular function: nucleic acid binding. NCBI's taxonomy places the organism in Eukaryota, Metazoa, Arthropoda, Insecta, Diptera, Culicidae. The transcript has 3 exons. The record is from RefSeq and is a predicted model, not a curated record. Gene Ontology annotation, biological process: DNA integration.
AAAGUGAUGGUCUCCGGGCAAACAAAAGAGGUGUCAAAGGUAUUCAAGGCCUAUGGCGGCAACGAGUUACCAGUUAUCGGCGCAUUUACAGCGAUCGUACAACUCGGUGAUCACAGCAGGCCGGCUGAAUUUUACGUUGUGCAGGGGAGCGGAAAGAUUUUGAUUGGUCGAGAUACUGCUACAGAGAUGGGAGUCUUGAAGAUUAGCACAUCUGUCAACAAGGUUGAUGCGGGACCACCAGCAACUGCUGAAAAUCAACCAUCCACUACAGUUGAACGUCCAUCAAACAUCAACGAACCACCGUCAUCUCAUCUGGGUACCAUCAAAGAUGUGAUUGUUGAUAUCCCAAUCAAUCCAGAGGUCACGCCGGUUAUUCAGCCGUACCGGCGCAUACCAGUGGCACUAGAAAACCUGGUUGAUCGAAAAAUUGAUGAGCUGUUGGCCCAAGGCGUCAUCGAGAAGGUUAACGAACCAUCCAAAUGGGUGUCUCCGAUGGUCGUGGUGCCCAAAGGUGACGACGUACGCAUAUGUGUCGAUAUGCGUCGGGCCAAUGAGGCUGUUGCGAGGGAGAACCAUCCAUUACCAACCAUUGAAGAUUUUUUGCCACACCUGGCAAAAGCGAAAGUGUUUUCCAGACUGGAUGUCAAGAACGCAUUCCACCAGGUCGAAAUAUCGCAGAAGUCCCGAGAGAUAACAACUUUUAUCACGCGUCGAGGGCUGUACAGAUACACCAGGUUGAUGUUUGGAAUCAACUGCGCCCCUGAGUUGUUCCAGAAAAUGAUGGAACAGAUUCUAUGUGGGUGCGAAGGCUGCGUUAAUUUCAUUGACGACGUUAUAGUAUUCGGGGCAGACCAAGAGGAACACGAUGCACGGUUGCAAAUGGUUCUUCGUAGGAUGAGUGAUAUGAACGUUUUGCUGAAUAAUAGCAAAUGCGUUUACGGUGUAACCGAGCUUAAAUUUUUGGGACAUUUUUUGUCAGACAACGGAAUUACACCGGACUCUGACAAAUUGGAGUCGAUUAAAAAUUUUCGUGAGCCAAAAACUGCCGAGGAAACCAGAAGUUUUUUGGGCCUAGUAAAUUACGUUGGGAAAUUCAUCCCAAACCUGGCCACCCUAACGGAGCCUCUUCGACAGUUAACUAGACAUCAGAGCAAAUUCGUAUGGAAUCGAGAACAUCAAACAGCAUUCGAAGAACUCAAGCGGCAUUUGAUGAAUCCGUGCACGUUGGGCUACUUUGAUGGGGAUGAUCGUACACAGCUGAUUGCGGAUGCUAGCCCUGUUGGGUUAGGGGCCGUGCUUAUUCAAAUCAACGACAAAGGUCCCAGAAUAAUUUCGUAUGCGAGUAGGAGUUUGACGGAUGUAGAGAAACGGUAUGCACAGAUAGAAAAGGAAGCGUUAGCGCUUGUCUGGGCCGUUGAACGGUUCCAUUAUUAUCUGUUCGGUCGUUCUUUUGAUUUGAUUACCGACCACAAACCUUUGGAGGCAAUUUUUGGGCCGAAAUCGAAACCAUGUGCGCGGAUAGAAAGGUGGGUGGUUCGAUUGCUGACAUACAAGGGAAGAGUCAUCUACCGCCCCGGAAAAUCGAACAUUGCGGAUCCUCUAUCGCGACUGGCAGUUACCUCAGAGCAGAGCGGAAAGCCAUUCGAAGAAUAUACGGAACAUUACGUGAAUUGGGUUGCGAUUAACGCUGCUCCAGUCGCGCUGAAGUUGACGGAAAUUGAACAGGAAUCUGAACGUGAUGAAGCAAUUAAAGCAGUCGGAAUUGGUUUGCAACAGGGAGAAUGGUGUGAAGCUGCUACUCCGUUCAAGCUUUUCUGUUCUGAGCUAUGCUUUGCUGGGAAAAUUUUGCUCCGUGGAACUAGAAUGGUCAUCCCUGAGAACCUGAGAGCGCGGACCCUAGAUUUGGCUCACGAGGGCCACCCGGGAAUGACGAUAAUGAAACAGCGACUGCGUGCUAAGGUGUGGUGGCCAAAAUUGGACACUCAAGUCGAGAAGUAUGUCAAAGGCUGUCGUGGAUGCGCAUUAGUGGCAGCGCCUGCACCACCAGAGCCUAUGAAGCGAAAAGAGUUACCAUCGCAACCUUGGCAACAUGUUGCUAUCGAUUUUCUUGGGCCACUCCCAUCCGGACAUUAUCUGUUCGUGGUAGUCGACUACUUCAGUCGAUAUAUCGAAGUUGAAAUAAUGAAGAAAACAGACUCCACUGAAACAAUUAAGCGCUUGUCGACAAUUUUCGCUCGAUUCGGACUUCCGGUUACAGUUACUGCUGAUAAUGGCCCGCAAUUUACCAGCGAGGAGUUUCGGAACUAUUGUGAAUCUAGUAACAUCAAGUUGAUAAGCACUACGCCCUAUUGGCCGCAGCAAAACGGCGAGGUGGAGCGGCAAAAUAGGUCGAUAUUGGAGAGACUCUCCAUCAGUCAAGCCACAAACACAGACUGGUUAAGUGAACUUAACAAAUAUUUGCUCAUGUACAGAUCCUCCCCACACUCGACGACGGGAAAAACUCCAUCGGAGAUGCUGUUUGGCUACAAUAUUCGCGAUAAGGUUCCUUCUAUUAACCAGCCAAAAGAAAUCGACGAAGAAACGGCCGACAGGGACAGAGAAAAAAAGGAGAAGGGAAAACUAUAUGCCGAUGAACGACGAAAUGCCAAACCAAACUCUAUCACAGAAGGCGACAAGGUACUUGUCAAACGGAUGACGAAACCUAACAAAUUAGCUACGACGUUCGAGCCCGUGGUCUAUGAUGUCAUCAAAAGGAAAGGAGGAGAUGUAGUAGUGGCAUCAGAAGACACGGGUACAGCAUAUCGGAGACAUGUUUCUCAUUUGCAACGAGUUAUUGGUGAAGGCGAGCCUGGAGGUACGUGCGUCAACCCGUCGAAUCUUCAAGGGAGCGGAGCUACAAAACGAAGUGCUGUUGAUUUACCCGAAACAGAAUCCAGAUCAAAACGACCAACGCGGCAACCAGGAUAUUUGCGAGACUAUGUGUAAAGUUUGAUUUUGAUUAACAAGUUAAAAUAUAAUAAAAAGAGAAAAGUGAUGUAGUAUCGUAACGCUUAUAUGUAACCCCUAUUUAAUGUUUGCCGGUUUUGAUGUCUAACUCUAAGAGCUGUGGCAGUACAAGAAUAGACGAAUAAAGAGCAGAAGUGUUUGAGAGACCGAAUGA